GCGUCUCAGGAUGGCGAGCAGCAGCGGCUCCAAGGCCGAAUUUAUCGUCGGAGGGAAAUACAAACUGGUACGGAAGAUCGGAUCUGGCUCCUUCGGGGACAUUUAUCUGGCGAUCAACAUCACCAAUGGCGAGGAAGUGGCAGUGAAGCUAGAGUCCCAGAAGGCCAGGCAUCCCCAGUUGCUGUACGAGAGCAAACUGUAUAAGAUCCUUCAAGGUGGGGUUGGCAUCCCUCACAUACGGUGGUAUGGACAAGAAAAAGACUACAAUGUGCUAGUCAUGGAUCUCCUGGGGCCCAGCCUUGAAGACCUCUUCAAUUUCUGUUCAAGAAGGUUCACUAUGAAGACUGUACUUAUGUUAGCUGACCAGAUGAUCAGUAGAAUUGAGUAUGUGCACACAAAGAAUUUUAUACACAGAGACAUUAAACCAGAUAACUUCCUAAUGGGUAUUGGGCGUCACUGUAAUAAGUGUUUAGAAUCUCCAGUGGGGAAGAGGAAAAGAAGCAUGACUGUUAGUCCUUCUCAGGACCCAUCUUUCUCAGGAUUAAACCAGUUAUUCCUUAUUGAUUUUGGUUUGGCCAAAAAGUACAGAGACAACAGGACAAGGCAACACAUACCAUACAGAGAAGAUAAAAACCUCACUGGCACUGCCCGAUAUGCUAGCAUCAAUGCACAUCUUGGUAUUGAGCAGAGUCGCCGAGAUGACAUGGAAUCUUUAGGAUAUGUUUUGAUGUAUUUUAAUAGAACCAGUCUCCCAUGGCAAGGGCUAAAAGCUGCUACAAAGAAACAAAAAUAUGAAAAGAUUAGUGAAAAGAAGAUGUCCACUCCUGUUGAGGUUUUGUGUAAGGGGUUUCCUGCAGAAUUUGCCAUGUACUUAAAUUACUGUCGUGGGCUGCGCUUUGAGGAAGCUCCGGAUUACAUGUAUCUGAGGCAGCUAUUCCGCAUCCUUUUCAGGACCCUGAACCACCAGUAUGACUAUACAUUUGAUUGGACAAUGUUAAAGCAGAAAGCAGCACAGCAGGCAGCCUCUUCCAGUGGGCAGGGUCAGCAGGCCCAAACCCCCACAGGCAAGCAAACUGACAAAACCAAGAGUAACAUGAAAGGUUUCUAAGCAUGAAUUGAGGAAGAGAAGCAGCAGAGCAGAUGAUUGGAGCAGCAUUUGUUUCUCCCUAAAUCUAGACAUUUUAGUUCAUAUGUACACUAGCCAGUGGUUGUGGACAACCAUUUACUUGGUGUAAAGAACUUAAUUUCAGUAUAAACUGGCUCUGGACAGCAUUGCUGAUGCGGAUCCUGAGCUGUAGCCGCUGUAAUUGUGAAUAUUAACUGAGGUAGUGAAACAUGGUGUCUGGUUUUCUAUUGCAUUUUUUUUUUUCAAGUGGAAAAGUUACCUAAAUGGUUGACACACGAAUUGGUGGAGAAAUUGUGCAUAUGCCAAUUUUUUGUUAAAACCUUUUAUUUGAACUAUACUGCUUUGAGAUCUUGUUUCAGAAGAACGGCAUGAACAGUCUUCGGCCACAGUUGUGAUGGUUGUAAAUGUUCACAAUUGUGUGUUCUUAGGGUUUUCCAUCCCUGGGGUUUGCAAGUUGUUAACUUAAAACAUUCUUUAAAUGGCUGGCUUCUUGUUUGCAAGCCAGCUGAUAUGGUAGCAACCAAAGAUUCCAGUGUUUGAGCAUUUGAAAGACUCUGCCUGCUUACCUGUGCUAGAAAUAACAGCAUCUAAAGUGAAGACGUAAGAAAAAAAAAACAUAGCGACUACUAGAUUAUCCUUAGGACUCUGCAUUAACUCUAUAAUGUUCUUGCUAUUAAAAAGCAUAUUUGUCACGGAAAUUUAGUUACCGUCUUACAGCUGAACAUGUAUGUGUGUUGCUUAGAUAAAUGUAAUCACUGUAAACAUCUAUAUGAUCUGGGAUUUGUUUUUAUUUUGAAAUGGGAGCUUUUUGUUUACAAGUUCAUUAAAAACUAAAAACUGUUUCUGUAAGGAAGUGAAAUUUUUUUAAACAACAAAAUGCCUUGCUGACUCACUAUGAAGUGUAUCUCCCCAAUUUUUUGUUUUGUUUUAUAUUUUGAGACAGAGUCUCAUAUUGUAGCUCUAGCUGGCCUGGAACUCCCUGUAUAGACCAGGCUGGCCUAGAACUCUCAGAGAUACUUCUGCCUCUUCCUCCCUAAAUGCUGGGACUGAAAACAUGAGCCUUCGCACCCGGCUUGCCCUGAUUUUUUGAUAAGACUACUUCAAGCCAUUUGUUAUGAUAUUCCUUUGCUGAAAAAUUUUUUUGACCUGAAGAGAAAGGCAUUCUUUCACUUUUUGUUUAUAACUUGCAGGCACAAACCCCGUACUGCAGCUGCCAGAACUUUGGCAUUGACUCCUGCUGCCCCCUGCUAGCAGAUGGACUGAUUCUGAACAAGAGUGAAAGUGUUAAAGGGUUUAACUAGAUUAUAAUUUUUCUUUCUAAAAUCCUUGUGAAAUGGCUGAGAGAGUGUCAUACCGUGUGAAGCUAAUGAUUGUUGACUAUCUAGCCACACUUCUGUAGGUACCUGUGCACACUUCCAGUCUUUCUUGGACGCUCUCGUUUCUUUAGGUUUUUAUUUGGUUUUGGUUGUUUUUUUUUUUUUUUCUCUGAUCCAAGAGAAGGGAAAACUUACUGACAAGAAUUCUUUAAAUGGUGUAAUUUAUUAAUUUACAGCAUGUGAGGAUGAAUUAAAAGAACAUUUUUCUGAAAAUGCUGCCAGGAGCCUAUUGUGCAACUGUAGGUAUUUUGUAAAAUAAUCUUGAAGUGUAAAUUGAUAUGUGUUUGGUAAGAUUGUGUCCGAAUUAGUUUCUUGUGGUUUUUUUUUUUUUUCUUUUUCUUUUUUUUUUUUAACAGCAAUAAUUAACCCAGUGAUUGCCACAUUCUGACGCCUGAAAUGUAUUGGUACCAUAAAGCUGAAACAGUCUUAAGAGGUGGAUCUGAUGAUGUGGCAGCUGCAUGUUUCUUUUCUAACCAUGCUUCUUGGUUAAGAUGUUUCUUAACUAAUAAACCCUUUGAUACUUUUAGCCAGGAAUCAGUCUCAUCAAGCUACUUUUUUUUUUUUUUUUUUUUUUUUUAAGUAUAGUUUGUGUAAGAUAAAACAGUUCAACUUUGGUAAUAACUCCAAGUUGAACUCUCUCUCUAGCAAGAUAUUUUUCAGUGCUUUUAUUUACUAUGCACUUAGACUAUGCACUUUUUCUGAAAUAUUUUUGUAACACUUUUUUGUAUUUUUGCCAUUUGAAAGGGUUGUGGUGUCAUUGGUCUGUAAUUAAGUUGCAGGUUUAAAACUGCUGUUAGCUUUGUGAAUCAGAAUAUAGAAAUGUUUUUGUCCUGGUAUACUGUCAUUCCAUCUGCAGCUGGAGCUGGAAUCCCAUUGAUCGUCUAGCUGCCAUUCAUUUUCUUCACAGUUCACAAAGAAGAGUGAAAUUCAGUGAAUGCUGUUACUAAUCCUGUCUGGAAAUGAAUCUCAUUUCACCAAAUUAAUUAUGUUUUUCCACUAAAAUGAUGGUAUAUGUUGAAGACACAUCACUUUGAAAUUGGAAGACCUCACCACUAAAGGCUCCACAGUGGCUGACUCAGCUGAACUCUAGGUUACCACUCUUUUCUUUGUUCACCCGUUGGGUGAUGCAGCUUUUUUAAAUGUUGGGAGAUGGCCAUUCUAACUACUGUUGAAUGUCUGUUUUGGGAAGGUAUAAAAAGAAAAUAAAAAAAAGAAUAUA
Meriones unguiculatus (Mongolian gerbil) is the source of this 3721-nucleotide messenger RNA. It is a transcript of the gene Csnk1a1, whose product is annotated as casein kinase 1 alpha 1. Bases 11 to 1108 code for a protein of 365 amino acids. The record is from RefSeq and is a predicted model, not a curated record. Gene Ontology annotation, cellular component: nucleus; cytoplasm. Gene Ontology annotation, molecular function: ATP binding; protein serine/threonine kinase activity. NCBI's taxonomy places the organism in Eukaryota, Metazoa, Chordata, Mammalia, Rodentia, Muridae. The transcript is spliced from 11 exons. Gene Ontology annotation, biological process: negative regulation of canonical Wnt signaling pathway; signal transduction; peptidyl-serine phosphorylation.